Messenger RNA from Clarias gariepinus (North African catfish), 2575 nucleotides. It is a transcript of the gene lamp2, whose product is annotated as lysosomal-associated membrane protein 2. The transcript has 6 exons. Gene Ontology annotation, biological process: protein targeting to lysosome involved in chaperone-mediated autophagy; autophagosome maturation; cellular response to starvation. Bases 117 to 1193 code for a protein of 358 amino acids. Gene Ontology annotation, cellular component: autophagosome membrane. The record is from RefSeq and is a predicted model, not a curated record. NCBI's taxonomy places the organism in Eukaryota, Metazoa, Chordata, Actinopteri, Siluriformes, Clariidae.
GCUGAUUUUCAGCCUUUUAUACCGCCAGCUUCAGCCGCUCAUUCAGGUGCAACUCUUUUUAUUUCUCUCCGGUCGGAGUCGCCUUUUGGGAGCUGUGUAGUGCAGUAGCUGUGGACAUGUUUCGGUGUGUUUGCCUGUUCGUUUUGCUUCCUUUGUGUGUUUUUGGGCAGGCUGAAAUGCACAUGUCAAAACCUUCAAAGAGCCUUCCUAACUAUUAUGCGUUUUGGGAUGAAACCAAUGCAUCUACAAUCCCACCUGCCACAAUUCAGUUGUCCUAUUCUACGAGGACUCCAACAACCCCUCAGGCCACCAGCUCCACUGCGGCUCCCACAACCCCCCAGACCUCCAACUCUACUACGGCUUCCACAACCCCUCAGACCUCCAACUCUACUACGGCUUCCACAACCCCUCAGACCUCCAACUCGACUACUGCUCCAACAACCCCUCAGACCACCAACUCCACUGUGGCUCCAACAACUCCUCAGACCACCAACUCCACAGUGGCUCCAACAACUUCUCAGACAACUAAUUUCACAACAGGUCCAACAACCCCUCAGACUACCAGUUCUACAACAGCCGCUCCUACUACUCCACCAAUGCCUAAUGUUGGCGAUUAUGUUGUCAGGGCUGAAUGGAACUCCUCUGCUUGUGUGAUGGCAAGGAUGGGUUUGCAGUUUAGCAUCAAAAUGGUAGACACCUUUCAGGUGGUAAAUCUUGACCCAAGUCCUAAUGUGACUAAUACGAGUGGAACUUGUGGCAACAAUGGCAGUGACUCUGCGCUUACACUAACAUCAGACAAAAUUACUGUCCAGUUCUCCUUCACCAAUCAAUCCAGCAAAUUCUUCUUGAGUGCUUUGAGAUUGACUGUGAUGGAUGGAAGUGGCACCAACUUCACUGUUGAAAAUAGCACACUGUCUUUGUGGGAGGCAUCAUUGGGAAGCUCGUACAUGUGCAAAAAGGAGCAGAGCUUUAACAUCACAGAUGCCCUUGUUUUAAAUACAUUUGAGCUCCAAGUCCAGCCAUUUGCAGUCAUGAAUGACCAAUUCAGCACAGCCCAUGAAUGCUCAGUGGAUGACGCCAGCCUCUUAAUCCCAAUCAUUGUUGGCGCAGCUCUGGCUAUCUUGAUUCUCAUUGUAGUGAUUGCAUAUGUGAUUGGUCGACGAAAGACCUAUGUUGGAUAUCAGACCCUGUAAUGACACCCCUGAAUCACAAAUUGUAUUAAAUUAAUUCAGGUUUUCUAACGUGAUCCUGGGCCACUGCACCAGUUAACCCUUCAAAUUGGCUAGUUCUUUGUAAAAUUAGAUUGUUAAGAAUAACUAAUUUGUCAGCUCCUUGGAUUCUAUGCACUAAAAUAAUCUGAAAUGUGAUCUGUGGAUUUGUUCCAGAAUCAUGGGCCCUGGUGAUGCUGUGUCUCUUGUUUAUCCCCAUAUACAUUUUCUCUUUCCUUAAUCUUGGAAACAAGUGUAAGGUCUUGCAUUAUGUGAUGCUUCUCCACCCCCCCCCCCCCCCCCUUUUUUUUUUGGCAACUAUAGCUAAUGAGUCCUAUGGCUAUUGACACCUUGCCCUGUGUUAAGGGAAAUUGGUCAAUAUAUGGAUGAUGGAGUAAUUUCAUUUCUUUUUGCAGCUUUAUAUUAAACCUUACACUUGCUUCUUCUACAGUGGCUACACUUGACUUUUUUUUUUUUUUUGUUUUUUUCAUAUUGCCCAUGCCAUGAAGACCUUAAGAUGUAAAUUUAUAUUUGGGGUUAAUUGGGGACUAUUGGUGCAGUAGGUUGUUACACAGCUCAAUUUCAAGGUCAUUACCUUUCCAAAGAAAUUGCUCUCAAUUUUUAAAAUAAGGGUUUUAAAAGGGACGGCAUUGUUUAGAAACCGGGCUUUGUCCAGUGUUUUCUAAACCCAAACAAACCAAACUGAGUGGAGAGGAAUUCAUGCUGCCUGUUGCAUGUCUGAGUUUCUUAGCUGCAAGAUUAAUUCUUAAUAUGUUGCUUACUCCCAACCUAAAACUCUGUAGUCCCACUAGUUGAUUUACUAUAAACAGCUGCUUAGUAUAAACUUGCUGUGCAGUUUUACGUUGGAUUUACUAAAAGGUAAUUAAUACAGCAGUUGCUUGAUUGGCAUCUGGGAUAAACUAGCAAGUUUAAAAUGCAUAGGUGUUUUGAUUGUAGAAGUGGCUAUAGAUUUGGCUCCUGAACUGUCACUUUAUGGACAACCAGACCUUUUGGUUGGAACACUGCAAAGCACCAUAUUAAAAAUAAAUAAAAAAUGCAUGCUUUGGAGCUUUGUACUUCAUGGUGUCAUAAGGAAUGGGUGUCAUUUUGAAUGCUUUUGUAUGUUCUUUUGUAUCUGCUUUCAUGUUGCUUAUUCCAUCUAUUUUGGCCUGCAUUAAAUUUAUGUUGCUAAGAAUCAUUUUGUAUGUUCUUUUUCCCCACCUCUGACCUGUAAACUGCUGUUCAUGCUAAAUUAUUUCACAUGUUGCUACCUGAUCAGUUUGGAGUUGUUGGAGCAUAAUUGGGCAGAUUCAUGUCUUGCUUAAUGAAGGUGCAGUAGAGUUCAAUAAAGGUGGAUGGGGAUAUUA